GGCACCGCAGUAUCUCGCCUGCGAGGCUGGGAUGGGGUUGUCCCCGGGGUGCUCCCAAACAUCCCUAACACACACGCACAAAUGCGCUGCGGCCGAACCUAGGGCAGUAGGCUAGGCUAAAGAAGUCUAUGGAAGUAGAAGCCAGCACCAGAUCCCGGUUCCCUGCGGGACCCUGGCAGUUGGGCAGGUGACCUCCAGGACACAGAUGGAGAGUCUCCAGAGACAGAGGCUUUAAUGGACGAAACUCUCAAUAACCAGCUUCAGAUCCUAAUAAGGAAUCAGUGGACGAAGCUCACCUCUUCAUACUUACACUUAAUCAUCCCACCCCUUUCCCUUCCAGGUCACCAUGUCUGCAGGCAAUGGCACCCCUCAGGGGUUAGCGGAGGAGGAGGUCUGGGCGGGAUCAGGAGUAGAGAUAGAGGGCUCAGAGCUGCCCACCUUCUCAGCUGCAGCCAAGGUCCGAGUGGGAGUGACUACUGUGCUAUUCAUUUCUUCAGCUGGAGGGAACCUGGCUGUCCUGUGGUCAGUGACUCGACCACAACCCAGCCGACUCCGUCCCUCUCCUGUACGACGACUUUUUGCACACUUAGCAGCUGCUGACUUACUAGUCACAUUUGUGGUUAUGCCUCUAGAUGCCAUCUGGAAUAUCACUGUUCAGUGGCUGGCCGGGGACAUCGCAUGUCGGACACUCAUGUUCCUGAAACUAAUGGCCAUGUAUGCUGCAGCUUUCCUGCCUGUGGUCAUUGGACUUGACCGUCAGGCAGCCGUACUCCACCCGCUUGGACCCCGCCCAGCUGGAAGGAAACUUCUAGGGGCAGCCUGGGGACUUAGUUUCCUGCUUGCCUUGCCCCAGCUGUUCCUGUUCCACACUGUCCGCUGAGCUGGUCCAGUCCCCUUCACUCAGUGUGUCACCAAAGGCAGUUUCAAGGCUCGAUGGCAAGAAAUCACCUACAACCUCUUCAACUUCUUCUGCCUCUUUCUGCUGCCGCUGACUGCCAUGACCAUCUGCUAUAGCCGCAUUGUCCUCAGUGUGCCUAGUCCCCGGACAAAGAAGGGGAACCACGCCCCUGCCGGCGAAUUUGCCCUCCAUCGCUCUUUAGACAAUUGCUCCCGUGUUCGUCUGCGGGCCUUGAGACUGGCCCUACUCGUCUUGGUGACUUUCAUCCUCUGCUGGACACCUUAUUACCUGCUGGGCCUGUGGUACUGGUUCUCUCCCACCAUGCUAACUGAAGUCCCCCCAAGCCUCAGCCACAUCCUUUUCCUUUUUGGCCUCCUCAAUGCUCCUCUGGAUCCUCUCCUCUAUGGGGCCUUUACCCUUGGCUGCCAAAGAAGGCAUGAAGAAGUCUGUACAGACUCUUCCAGGGAAAAAGGUUCUGAGAGAAUGCCCCAACAGGAGAUUCAAGCCCUUAGAAAGCUGCAAGUACAAACAAGUAUGGCAGCGGAAGGACAGGAGAAACAAAAGGACAUUCCUAUAACAUCCAUCAGCACGGUACGGAGUAUAUAGGAACAAACUAACUAUGCUUUAAUAUCACAAGGACACAUCACUUCCACCCCUGCUCUCUUAGCUUCCAAGAAAAAGAAGUACUGAGCAGUGUCUCUACUUUGAUCCUAGCUAAGACUUGAGA
This is a messenger RNA of Mustela lutreola (European mink), 1625 nucleotides long. Its product is annotated as gonadotropin-releasing hormone II receptor-like. The record is from RefSeq and is a predicted model, not a curated record. Lineage: Eukaryota; Metazoa; Chordata; Mammalia; Carnivora; Mustelidae. Gene Ontology annotation, biological process: G protein-coupled receptor signaling pathway. Gene Ontology annotation, cellular component: membrane. Gene Ontology annotation, molecular function: gonadotropin-releasing hormone receptor activity; peptide binding.